AUGACACUUGUUAUGGAUCGGAGUUGCGGAGGAAAGUGUCUGUCUGUAGAAUACACCGAUAAGGUUGGUGAAGUUGCUAAAACCCAUGGCCUGAAGCUUCAUAUCGACGGAGCUCGUAUUUUCAAUGCCUCCGCAGCACUUGGGGUUCCUGUUGAUAGACUUGUGAGAGCUGCUGAUUCGGUUUCGGUAGGCCUAGCGAAAGGGAUAGGUGCUCCUGUUGGAUCAGUUAUUGUUGGUUCCAAGGCCUUCAUACACAAGGCUACAAUUCUUAGGAAGACACUAGGUGGUGGAAUAAGGCAGGUAGGAAUACUUUGUGCUGCUGCUGAAGUUGCAGUGCGCGACACUGUAGGCAAGCUUGCGGAUGAUCAUAGGAAGGCUAAAGUCUUAUCCUGA
This is a messenger RNA of Triticum dicoccoides, 393 nucleotides long. RefSeq names its product probable low-specificity L-threonine aldolase 2. Gene Ontology annotation, cellular component: cytosol. The coding region runs from base 1 to 393 and encodes 130 amino acids. The transcript is spliced from 6 exons. Lineage: Eukaryota; Viridiplantae; Streptophyta; Magnoliopsida; Poales; Poaceae. Gene Ontology annotation, biological process: glycine biosynthetic process; L-threonine catabolic process. Gene Ontology annotation, molecular function: L-allo-threonine aldolase activity. The record is from RefSeq and is a predicted model, not a curated record.